Molecule: messenger RNA, 2141 nt
Organism: Theobroma cacao (cacao)
Lineage: Eukaryota; Viridiplantae; Streptophyta; Magnoliopsida; Malvales; Malvaceae
Product: cytochrome P450 71AU50-like
Molecular function (GO): oxidoreductase activity, acting on paired donors, with incorporation or reduction of molecular oxygen; monooxygenase activity; iron ion binding
Source: RefSeq, a predicted model, not a curated record
AUUAAUGCGGGCGGACACUUUAACCAUGCAAAUUCCUUGAACUACAAGGACAAGGGAGAAGAAAAAUCUCACAACUUGUCUUUAAUCAAAAUACAAGGAGUAAGGACCAAGUAAACUGGCAAUCAUUCAACAUUAAAAUGAUAUUUUUUUCCUGUUCAUUCAGAAAAUUUAGACCUUUUUGGAGGUUUGUCCUGCUCAGACAUAAACCAAUACAUCUCCGACAGAGUUCAAGUUUGUAUAAUACUAUGACUUCGUACUUGAUAAAAAUAAGUAUAAUAAUUAAAUAUAAGCAAUUGAGUGUUGAAGUUUGCUCCUGUUUGUUUUACAUUCUGUCUUGAAGCCCCAAACCAUGAAUAUAAGUAUCCCAGUUGCAGAGGUAAAGACCAAGUCUAAGGCUUUUGCCCUGCCUUAACAGUUGAAAUUGGCUGCCCCCCUUUCAACACCAGAGAUCUCAACCUUAGUCGAAGCAGCUGGUCAAGCAAAUUCCCACUAUGGACUGGACGUGGACAACUCUUGCAGUCGCGGCACUGAUCUUUUUCUUUCAAUCACUGGUCUGGAAAAGAAGUGCCAAAAAUAAGAGAUUACCUCCCGGUCCGAGAGGCCUUCCUAUCCUGGGAAACCUUCUCAUGAUAGGGGAGAAACCUCACCGAGAUCUUCAACAGUUAGCCCAAAAAUAUGGCCCCAUUAUGCACUUGCGCUUUGGCUCCAUGCCUGUAAUUGUUGUCUCAUCCCCUGAAGCUGCCGAGCAGUUCCUCAAGACAUACGACCUUGUUUUUGCUAGCAGGCCUCCUCAUGAAGGUUCCAAGUAUAUUUGUUACAAUCAGCAGAACAUAUCCUUCUCUCCCUACGGGUCCUACUGGCGCAACAUGCGUAAGAUGUGCACUCUGGAGUUGCUUAGUAACCUUAAAAUUAACUCUUUCAGGUCUAUGAGAAAGGAGGAGCUACAUCUUUUCAUUGACUGUAUUCAAGAGGCUGCUUCUGCUCGUGUUGCUGUUGAUCUUACUGCUACGGUCUCAUCUCUUAGUACUAACAUUUCUUGCAGAAUGGUGCUUGGAAAGAAAUACAAUAACGAUGAUUUCGAUGAGAAGGGCUUCGAAGCUAUAAUUCGAGAGGGCAUGCAAAUUGGAGCGGCUUUUAAUAUAGCUGAUUACAUCCCUCUAUUUAAAGCACUCGAUCUUCAGGGGCUAAAAAAGCGCAUGAAAGCUGUUGCCAAGGUUUUUGACGACUUCUUUGAAAAGGUCAUUGAUGAGCAUGUUCAAUCCAAAGAUGAAAACAGAACCAAGGACUUCGUUGAUGUCAUGUUGGGAUUCAUGGGAUCAGAAGAAAGUGAGUACCGCGUGGAGCGAGACACUAUCAAAGCAAUAAUCUUGGACAUGCUUGUAGCUGCAAUGGACACUUCAGCAACUGCGAUUGAGUGGACACUAUCCGAACUCAUCAAGCAUCCACGGGUGAUAAAGAAAGUCCAAAAAGAAUUAGAAAAUGUGGUAGGCAUGGAGAGGCUGGUGGAAGAAUCAGACUUGGAGAAACUGGAGUACCUAGACAUGGUUGUGAAAGAAAGCUUUAGGCUCCAUCCAGUGGCACCAUUGCUGGUCCCGCACGCGUCUGUGGAGGACUGCACAGUUAAUGGCUUUCACAUACCCAAGAAUUCACGCGUCUUCAUAAAUGCAUGGGCAAUUGGGCGGGACCCAAAUAUUUGGACUGAUGCAGAGAAAUUCAUUCCAGAGAGAUUUGUUGGAAGUGACAUUGAUCUGCGCGGACGCGACUUCCAGCUAAUCCCAUUUGGCUCUGGCCGCAGAGGGUGCCCUGGAAUGCCACUGGGUCUCAUCAUGGUUCGGCUUGUUGUGGCACAGUUGGUUCAUUGCUUCGAUUGGGAGCUUCCAGAUGGUAUGUUGGCAACCGAAUUGGACAUGACUGAGGAAUUCGGACUAGUUAGUCCUAGAGCCAAGCAUCUCUUGGCUAUGCCAACCUGGCGCCUAAAAACAGAGAAAAGGGCUGUUUAAUUUCUACAAAUAAUAUAUUUCCUGAGUAUGUUUGUUGCUUACUGGAGUAAUGUCUCAAUUUACAUGCAAGUUUUUGUGAAUUUGUCACAGCUGACAUGGUUAACAAAUAAGAUCUGGAUUUACCCUUUCGUUUUGGAUAUA